Messenger RNA from Hippocampus comes (tiger tail seahorse), 327 nucleotides. RefSeq names its product parvalbumin beta 3-like. The annotation marks the transcript as partial. Lineage: Eukaryota; Metazoa; Chordata; Actinopteri; Syngnathiformes; Syngnathidae. The record is from RefSeq and is a predicted model, not a curated record. The transcript has 2 exons. Gene Ontology annotation, cellular component: cytoplasm. Gene Ontology annotation, molecular function: calcium ion binding.
CAGUUGUUUGCUGUCUUGUGCUUUGGUGUUUGCUUUGCAGCCCCCGAAUCGUUCAACUUCAAGACUUUCUUCAAGGUGUCUGGCCUGGCCAGCAAGUCUCCCGAUGACGUGAAGAAAGCCUUCCGGAUCAUUGACCAGGACAACAGCGGCUUCAUUGAGGAGGAGGAGCUCAAGCUGUUCCUGCAGAACUUUUCUGCGUCUGCCAGAGCUCUCACCGACAAGGAGACCAAAACCUUCCUCGCCGCCGGUGACAGCGAUGGUGACGGCAUGAUCGGCAUUGAUGGUAAAACGUCUCCUAAUGCUUGUACAUAAACUUACUCAAAAAUG